Molecule: messenger RNA, 3097 nt
Organism: Pantherophis guttatus
Lineage: Eukaryota; Metazoa; Chordata; Lepidosauria; Squamata; Colubridae
Product: solute carrier family 2, facilitated glucose transporter member 5-like
Biological process (GO): dehydroascorbic acid transport
Cellular component (GO): plasma membrane
Molecular function (GO): D-glucose transmembrane transporter activity
Source: RefSeq, a predicted model, not a curated record
AAAUUAUGGGCAGUAAUCUGAAACCGGAACCCCCUGGAUGUAAAUUUAUGCAAAACAGCCACCUAACUGCCAUUUCACUUUUCCCGGAAUGUUCCCGCCUCCUUUCCCUGAUUGGUUCUCUCUGCUGCUCCAGCAUUUUUCGUUCGAUAGAAAAGACAGCUGUGGUUUUUCACUUUUUACUCCGAGACACCCCCAAAAAUAUUUUCUCGGGGGUUUUCUCUUGAUCUCCCCGGAAGGAUGGAGGACAAAGAGGAAUCAGAACCCACAACCCAAAAUAAUAAACUGACCCGUCCACUCGUUCUCUCAGUAAUGGGGUCCAGUUUGGGGGUUUUGCAGUAUGGAUACACGUUCUUUCUUAUGACCCAUCCCGUUGCGGUAAAGAUUCAGUUGCUGAAUCUUCAGGAGGAAGGAUUGAAGGAAGAAGCUGUGCGUUUCAAGUUCUUAAUAUUACUUACCAUUUUCAUCCCUCUUGGAGGUCUUUUGGGAGUGUAUCUCUGGGGUUAUCUGGCAGACAAAUAUGGCAGAAAAUCUGCCAUCUUAAUUAGCAACGUAAUUAGUAUUUUUUCAGCUGCCAUCUUGUGUUUUGAUAAAAUAUUCCAGCGCUUUGAAUUCAGCCUCUUCGCUCGUUUUUUUGUAGGAAUAGCAUCAGGAACUCUUAAUUACUCUGUCUCUCUCUACAUCCUUGAAAUCUCUUCCUUGAAUCAAAGGGGAACCUUAGUAACAACUUUGGUUCUCUUCUUCAUCUGGGGAUACAUUCUGGUCCAAAUCUUAACCAGUCCCCAGAUCUGGGGAAACGAAGAAAGUUUUUCAUUAUUAGUGGGCGUUGCAGCCAUAUUUGCUAUAAUUAGUAGUAUAUUGUUGGUGCCUUGUCCCGAAAGUCCGAGGUUUCUGUACUUGCAGAGGAAUGACGAAGAGAAAGCAAGAGAAGUUUUGAAGAAACUGAGAGGGGAAGAAGACGUGGAGGAGGAAAUGGAAGAACUCCGUCAGGAACACUUUGCCGAAAGCAACCGGAAGAACAUGACAGUGUGGGAACUUCUUCGCUUCCGCAGCCUCCGGUGGCAUGUCAUCACUGUCGCGGUCUUGGUCUCCGGAAGUCGAUUUAUACAAACAAACGCGGUUUUAUUUUUUGCACAGCAGAGCUUUCAAACUUUAAAACUGUCUGCCAAAACUAUGAAGCUCCUUCCAUUAGUAGGAAGCGUGGUCAUCCAGAUGAUGCUUCUGACAACCAUCUGCACCAUCGAGCCCUUUGGGCGGAGGUUACUCAUUUUGAGUGGCUUCAUGAUAUGUAUCAUCUCAAAUAUUGCCCUAGUCUUCAUUUUUAAGAACGACAGCCCCGCGCUGGCCAUCCUCAGCAUUAUUCUGAUUUUCCUCUUCUUCGUGGGCUACGUAAUGGGGCCAGCUUCCGUUCUUCCCGUGAUUAUCGGUGAAUUGUUCCUCCAGUCAUCCCGAGCGUCCGCAUAUGUGAUUGCAGGAUUCAUCAGUUGGGGAAUCAAUUUUUUGUCAGCUUUGCUGUUUCUUCUGACUAAUGGGUUUUUCCUUCAUCUCCCCGGAAGGAUGGAGGACAAAGAGGAAUCGGAACCCACAAUCCAAGAUGAUAAACUGACCGGUCCACUCUUUCUCUCAGUAGUGGGGUCCAGUUUUGGGGCUUUCCAGUAUGGAUACAUGUCCUAUCUCAUCACCAAUCCCAUUGUGGUGAAGAUGCAGUUUAUGAUUCCUCAGAACGCCGAAAUCGAGAAAGACCCCGUGCGUUUCAAGUUCUUACUAUUACUCCCCAUUUUCGUCCCGCUCGGAGGCCUGUUUGGAGUGCUUCUUUGGGGCUAUCUAGCAGACAGAUAUGGCAGAAAAUCCGCCAUCUUAAUUAGCAACGGGAUUAGUUUCUUUUCAUCCGCCAUCUUGUGUCUUGAUAGAAUAAUCCACCGCUUUGAAUUCAGCUUCUUUGCUCGAUUUUUUGUAGGAAUAGCAACAGGAACAUUUACUUACUCUUUCUCUCUCUACAUCCUUGAAAUCUCUUCCUUGAAUCUCAGGGGAGCCUUGGUGAACACUUUGCUCCUCUUCAUCACCUGGGGAUACCUUCUGGUUCAAAUCUUAACCAAUCCCCAAAUCUGGGGAAACGAAGAAAAUUACUCAUUAUUAAUGGGCGUUAUAGCCAUAUUUGCUAUAAUUAAUAGUAUAUUUUUGGUGCGUUCUCCGGAAAGUCCAAGGUUUCUAUACUUGCAGAGGAAUGAUGAAGAGAAAGCAAGAGAAGUCUUGAAGAAGCUGAGAGGGGAAGAAGAUGUAGAGGAGGAGAUGGAAGAACUUCGUCAGGAACACCUUGCCGAAAGCAGCCAGAAAAACAUGACAGUGUCGAAACUUUUUCGCUUCCGCAGCCUCCGGUUGCAUGUCAUCGUCGUCGUGGUCUUGAUCGUCGGAAGUCGAUUUAUGCAAACAAAUGCGGUUAUAAUUUUCGCCAAGCAGAACUAUAGAACUUUAAAACUGUCUGACAAAACUAUGAAGCUCCUUCCAUUAGUAGGAAGCGUGGUCAUCCAGCUGAUGCUUCUAACAACCAUCUGCACCAUUGACUCCUUGGGGCGGAGAUUUCUCCUUUUGAGUGGCUUUUUGAUUUGUAUCAUCUCAAGUAUUGGCAUAGUCUUCAUUCUUCAGAAAGAGAGACCCGCGUUGGCCGUCCUCGGCAUUAUUCUGAUUUUCAUCUUCUUCGUAGGCUACAUAACGGGACCAGCUUCCAUUAUUCCCGUGAUUAUCGGUGAAUUGUUCCUCCAGUCAUCCCGAGCCUCCGCGUAUGCGAUCGCAGGAUUCGUCAGUUGGACUAUCCAUUUUUUCUCAGCUUUGCUGUUUCUUCUGACUAAGUCCUACCUUGAGUCCUACUACUUGCUCCUUUACUGGCCUUUUAUGAUCCUCGCCUUUAUUUACAUUUUCCGGGUAGUCCCAGAAACAAACGGCAAGACAUUUCAAGAAAUCCAGAAAAACAUGGCGGCCUGCAUCUCCAGAAAUUCCAGAAAAAUAACAGCUGAAUAGAAACAGGGAAUCUCUUUCUUCCCCUCUGUUUUCAAAAUCGAUCUGGAAUUUUAAAAAAGGAAGUAAAUCAGAAACUCUCUGGAAA